Messenger RNA from Siniperca chuatsi (mandarin fish), 7861 nucleotides. RefSeq names its product CKLF-like MARVEL transmembrane domain containing 7 (gene cmtm7). The record is from RefSeq and is a predicted model, not a curated record. Lineage: Eukaryota; Metazoa; Chordata; Actinopteri; Centrarchiformes; Sinipercidae. Gene Ontology annotation, cellular component: membrane. Bases 164 to 649 code for a protein of 161 amino acids. The transcript has 5 exons.
GGAAGUCUCCGUGUUAUCCGGGUUGGCUUGACACGGGUGUAUCGUUCAGACAGACGGGCGGUAACGGCACCAGUCGACGGCGACUCUCUCUCUCUCUGCUGCAGUUUAACUUGUUUAACAAUAUAUUUUCCCGUGUUGUUUACCGGCGCUGUUUACCAUCAACAUGUCGCACACCGUCAUCACGACAACGACAACAACGACCAGGGCGUCCGGUGACGGUGUGGUGAACAUGGGCUACACCCGGACCAUCCCGGGACUGCUGAAGACGGGGCAGAUGCUCGCCCUGCUCGUCGCCUUCCUGUGCGUCCACCUCGCCCGGGGUUGGCCCAGCUGGGCGGCCUUCCAGUACUUUGAGGUGGUGACGCUGUGGUUCCUCAUCGCCCUCCUCAUCUUCUUCCUCAUGCACCUGUUCAUGCUGCAGGAAAAGAUGCCCUGCAUCAACUGGAUGCUGACGGAGUUCUUUCAUUACUCUGUCGGGACCGUCCUCAUCUUCAUCGCCUCCAUCGUCGCCGCUGUGAAGGCUGGAGGAGUUUCGGCGCUGGUGGCCGGAUCGGUGUUUGGCUUCAUAGCGACGUUCCUGAUGGCCAUAAGUUUGUGGACGUCUUACAGCGUGACCUGUGGCUCUCAUCAGACCGGUGCAGCCGUGUAAUAAGCGAUCCGUCGUGAAGGAACCAGAUGUUGGCAGUUUGCUGUGUCCUGGUUAAUUUUCUGCCUAGCGACCACCUGGAUAAAUAUACAAAUAUAAUUCUUACUGCAGAGGUAAUGGAACAUCUGAUCCAGGACCAGCCGUCGUUUUCAACAAUCUGAAACGUAAAUAUCCCUGAUCAUCACAGUAACAACCCGAACGGGCCGCCAUUACAGUAUUACUCAUUUAUCAUUGACCUCUAAAGUCACAUUUUCAUGUUAAAGGUGCUCAGUGUCACAUUUUAACCAUCAAUUUAUCAGUAACACAUUUAGUAGAAUCAACAAAUGACUCUGCGGUGCAAACAAUCAGUCACCUGAUGUUGUUGUCACGACUACAUUUCCCAUCAUCCCCGCCGCUUCCCUCCCUGACUUUCCCUCCCCCGAAAAGGUUGACAUUUUGGUUUUUACAAGUUUUUCCCAACCUUCCACCAUCUGCUAUCAAAGUUUUUUCAGAAAAGUUGAAGCUGUGUUUGCUCUAAAAGAACAGCGCCCUCUUCCUGUUGUGUACCAAAAAGACAUCCAGACAAUUUCCCUCUGAAAUCUCACAAGUCUAAGUGCAGCCACGGUCCUGCGUCUGUGUCGCCUUUGUUGCAUUUGCUUGAUUUGCUUGAUUCGUGAUCAAAUGUCUCAUCCAUUCCAACUUUUUUUUUUAUUCUACUUAGAAAAUUCCUCAAGCUCCGUAAAAGCAGUCUGGACCACUGAUGUAUUAAAGUCUUUAAAAUCACUUUUCUUAAAUCCCCAGCAAUGAAAUUAUGCACAGUUUAGCCCUGUUAGCCUGCUAUGCUAAUUUUUGCUAGCACACUAAAAUAUUAAUGUGCAAAUAUUGUCAUUAUUCUAGGGUGCUAACAAACAGUAACAAGCUAAUGUUUUACAUAAAAUAACUUGCAUGCUAAUGACUUUGUUAGCAUGUUAAAACAAUACUCAGGGGCUAAUACGUAUGUGUGCUAAAAAAAAAGAAUAGCAUGCUAAGAAUUUAUGUGAAUUGAAGCAAUGAAAAAGGAAACAUUAGCAUGCUAACAAUGCAAACAAACAAAAACCAAGAAAAAAUUGCUGCAUCUUACUGUAAUUAAAAGAUAAGUCUGGUGAUAAUAAAUGUUUUUGUUAUUGUCAACAAAUCCAAUGUGCAGAACCAAACCAAUAAUGAACUGAUCUACUAACAAGUAUGCCCCAAACACUCACUACAGCACCACAUGUGGAUUCAUCCGCCGCUGGAAAUAGUCCCCAACAGAUGCACUGUUUCCUCCUGUUAGUCUGAUAAAAACUACAGCAAGCAGCUGUUUGAGGAAACUACUGAGCCUUUUUAAACAGGAAACUAUCUGUGAGGUGUUUUUAAAGAUCUUCAGCAGGAACCAACGGGCUCGCAGCUGAGAGCUGCAGACAGGAAGUCAGACGGUACUGAGAGACGGACUAACAUGUUGUUGGUUUGGAUCUGCACAUGGGAUUUGUUGACAACAGGAAAAAUGUAGAAUAGCACCAGUGAUAUCCUUCAAACAGUAAUUUCACUACUGUUUUAAAAAGAAUGUGCCACUGAUUUGAGAUAUUAAUGGUAAAAUUAACUUUUACUAAAGUGAACUAAACCUUCCUUUGUCUGGGUGGGAAAGUAACUCCCGUGACAUCAGCUUCCCACAGUUAGAGUUCAGAGAACAGCCGCACUGUCUGAUGUGGAAAUCAAUUUGCUGUUAACUUCAGCAGCCAUAACUUCAGUAUCAAAGGACUCUGUGCAGCGUUUAUUACAGUUUCACUACAAUACGCUGUCUAGUUUUUCUCAGACACGACCCGUACGACUGUCCUUGGUGCUUUUAAAAACACAAACUCAAUUGAAUUUAAAAUCUGAAUUUCAGUAACAGUUUUAAAUGAUGCAGUGCCCACAUUAAACUGAAAUGAUUCUGACUUCUAUGGAGCCUGCCAGGGGUUCAUAUGGUAGAGAAAACCACUGGUGUGGAACUCUGUUUACACGGAUUAAUAAAUGUAACGCAUAUAUUAAGAAAACGUGCACAGAUUAAUAAAGCGUACAAUAAAACGAAUUAUAAACUAAUAAUAAAACAGAUAUUAUGAAUUAUUAUGAAUCGAUACACAUGGAUAAAUGAAAUGUAUGCACGGAUUAGAAACAUUUAUGCACGGAUUCUAAAUCAUGUAUGGAUUAAAAAAAUAUACGCAUGGAUUAGUAAAGGUAUGUACGGAUUGAUAGAAGUCACACAUGGAUUAUAGAAACGUAUGAAUAAAAUGUACAAACGGAUAAAACGUAUGCAUGAGUUAAUAAAACAUUUGUACUGAUUAAUAAAACCUACACAUGGAAUAAUAAAUGCACAUAUGGAUGAAUAAUCUGUAUACGAACACAUGGAUUUAUAAAACAUACGUACGAAUUAAUAAAAUGUGCCCAUUGAUAUUAUUAAAAUGUACUUAGGGAUUAAUUUAAAGGGAUCAGGGAUUGUAUAAACAGAUUAUAAAAACAUGCAUGGAUUAAUAAAAUGUACGCACAGAUUAAUAAACUAAGCUUUUGAAAUUAUGAAACAAGACUUCUGGAUUAUGCAUCUGGCAUUCAGAUUAAAAGCAGGCAAAUGUAAUUGUUUAGAAAAAGCUUUAAUGCAGAAUUUAAUUCUCACAGCCGCUGAAUGAAAGCACAGACUGAUAACUGGCAUCAGGAAAAUAGUGAAAAUACUAUAAAUAUCCAGUUUUCUGCACUUAAUAGAAAACAAUAAGUCACAACAUGUUAGCCAUAGUACAAUUCUCUUUGACUCUUAAAGCACAAGAUAUAUGUGGCCUGAAUUUUAUCCUUGCAUGUUGUAGUAUUUUCACUAUUUGUCUGACUUUAAUUAUUAAUCUGUGCUUUCCUUUAGUGAUUGUAAACAUUUUAGUAAUCUGUGUGCACAGAUUUCCACAUCAUAUGGCCGCCAGCUCCGUAGUUUUCUGUGCCAUUGAACAGAAGUCACCUGUGGCUAGCAGUAGUGGAUUAAAAUGCAGUUUGUCUUCUGGUUCUGCAAACAUUUCUGAUGGACUGAACAUUCACCUGAAGCAAAGUGGUAAAGUGCACUGUUACUGAUAAUAUCAGUAAUCUUGCUUGUUAGCCAAGAUAACCUUUUUUAUUGGUUUUCUCUGAACUGUAUUGCCAUUGUGUUGUUUUUGCCAACAGUAGCUAACUAGUUUUGCUAGAUUCAAUAUAUAUAUAUAUAUAUAAUAGUUUUACUUUACGGUAAAAGUAAAGCCUCAUUAACUGUGAAAGAAGAUACAAGUUUGAUAGGGAGGAACGAUAAAGUAGUGGCACACCUCCGUCAAAACUACCCUUGCUAACCACAGCAUUGUUGUGUAUGAAUGAAGUAAGACAACCUUGAACCACAGAAAUAUUAUGAGUGUGUUAAUUAUGUGCUAGCAUUAGCUAACAAGCUAAUUCUGGACUAACGUGGCCCCAUUGUUGAUAAUCAACGCAAUCUUACUUUUUAGCCAGAAUAACCUUUUCUCUUCAUUUGCUUUCAAUGGAAUUACCGUUACAGACAAUUAUAUAGACUUAGAUAAUACAAAUGUACGUAUAUAAGUCAGCAUGUUAGCUAGCUUGCUGACCUUUUAACACACAGAAGUCAGUGCCAUUUAUAUUUACAUUUUUACCAGAGUUCUUUUUAAGUCAUUCAAGUUUACCAGUUAGCUAAACUAUGGAAAGUUAUGGGGAAAAAGCCAAUUGACUCUUUUUAACCAAUCAUAUUAUUUCUGCUGCUGGAGUGGUUCUGCCUCUGAGAAAUGUUUGUAGAAUUAAAAAUCAAAUUUGCUGUUUAACUCUGGGUGCUGGAAGACAGAGGGUGUGGUCUGUGAUUUAGUGGGAACGUUUCCUGCCAUUUCUUGUUACAAAACUCUUGAUGAUGUGAAACUGAACUCUGCUUUCAGUCAGAGACGUUAAUCCUCAGAUUACUGCCUUAAAUGUUGAUCAGAUGCCAAACAUCUUAGCGUGAUGCUUCAGAUUUUACACUGACGGUGUCCUUACAUUUCCUCUGAAGCAGCUCCGAGUACAGAAUGAAGGAUUUAUGUCUAAUUUGAUUCAAAUCGAAUGUAUCACUUUGACUAUGACCAUGUGGAAGUUUAGGUUUACUGGACAAAUUGUAAUGGAUUUACAGAUUAUUGUCUUACUUCUGGUGCAUCCCUUAAAGCCCCUACACACUGUGUGAUAACAGCUGUCCAACAGGUUAACUCCAUGUCACGCUGUGAGACAGGUAUAGUAAAAUGUUAGUUGCGUCAGUUCGUACGACAUCAGUUUUGAAGCAGUUGUAGCUUAGUGAAUUGUAGCUUUACGAUGUAAGUAGAACAAAAGUGCUAAAUUUUCGAGUUGUGAAGACCUCUACUACGAAACUGACGCGUGGAAAACCGACCUGACCCCAAUAUGCAUAAAUGAAAUUUCAAAAUAAAACAAAUCUGAUUCGACUGCUGCCGAGGAAAGUAGGACUGUCACUUUUUUUUUUUAAAUCAAGUUUUUGAGUUCGAACAAAUUAACGUAAUAUGUUCGAAGUUAAUUUGAACGCAAACCACAUAACCUAAUCCUAAACUGCGUUUAUAGAAAUGAUGUUCAUUCGCGGUGCCUCUGCUGCCUCACUUGAGUGACGAGCUAAACGUAAGUUACUGUAAGGCAAUUGCAUUUUAUAACGUUAGCCUUUUACAACGUUAGCAAACAGUAUUAGCUUAUCCACAAGUUUUCCAUCAAUGGUGUUGAAGCCAAAAUGCUUCUACAUUUAAUUUUUUAAAAAUAGUUGGGUAGCGUAAUUGUCCGUUCAUCACGGCUUGCUAGCUUACCAUAUUUUUCAUUAACAAGAGAACAACAACUAGUCUAGUUUUCUGAGAGGGUAGCAAGGCAUCAGUAGAUCAGAUCGUCAUUUUACGAAUCAACCCGCAGGAGUACAAGCCACGCCCUGCUGGCAAUACAAGGGGACCUUACGAAACCAGUUCAGACUGAAUAUAAUUUGGAAACAGGUCCUGGGUCGGGUCUUGUUUAUUCGGUACUGAGUGGACCCGUGAACACCUCUCUUGGGUAUAGCAGCUUUCACAUUGCGAAGUUGAGUCCUAUGUUUCUGAAACGGUCCACAAAGCUCUUAAUCGGCGGCUAAAGUUGGUGGACUUGUCUCGCAGUGUGACGCAGGAGCUCCAUUUUACCACGUCUCUCACAGGUUGUCAACUUCGCACAGUGUAUAGGGCUCUUGACAGUGUAACACCCUGUUAUAGUCACAACUAUUCAAAAGCUGUUUUCUACAAAGUACAACAUUGCUGCAUUUCACUUUCAGAUAUUGUUUUUAAGUUUCUGUGAUGGUCCAAGAUGUUCACAUUUGCUGUGUAUUUGCUGCUUCACCGUUUUGUAUUUUAUUUUUGGUCUGGACCAGUUUGACAUAUGAAAGCUUUAUUUCUAUUAUUCUAUUAGAUGCACUGAUAAAACUUAAAUGGCGAUAACAAAGUUAAAUGAUCCAAUCUGAUAUCAGCACUUGUUUAGUAUCACUGGACAAAAAUAAUUGAGAUCUUUGAGAUGUGUGCUUUGAUUUGUUUCAAGAUUUUGUAUUUCUAUUGUUGAACUUUUGAUAUACCGAGUUUUGCCAUCAGUAUCUGCCCAGUAUCCAGUUCUGGUAUCGAAUUUGGAUAUUUUUUAUUGGUGCAUCCUUUAUUUUUUGACCCUAAAGCUGGGUUUUAUAUUGCUGCCUGGAAGUUUUGUGUGGAACCGGAAUGAAUCUGUCCAUCAGUCGGAGUUUGGCCCUUUUGUGUUUUCAGAAGCAGAUUCCAGCUCUGCAGAUGACGGAGACUCUGAGCGGUAACCGUUAACAUUAGUGUUGUCAUCCACUUUUGUCCUUUUCAGAAAAUAUUCUUAACACAAACUUAUCAAAGAUUCAUUCUGGCUCCAGGCCAGACAAAACCAGACUGUUUACAUUAUUUAUUUAGCAAUUAUGUAUUUUUUCUGAUGCUUAAUGAUGCUAUUCUCACUGAUGCAAAGUGGCCUGAUGUAAGGCUGUUUGUCCACUGGGAGAUACAGUACACUGGUGGAUGGUCUGGUGGCUAGUAAGUGCUGAUCCUGGACCGUCAUGCGAUGUGUCGUGGUUUUGGAUGGACGCAGAACCUGGAAAAAUUGGUUUCGCAAAGAAAGUUGGGAAUACAAACUCAGGGUUUCUUUUUUGAAUGGUUUGCAUUGACUUUAAUUGAAAAGACUUUUCUCGGGCAAAUUACUUUUUUUGUUACUUUACACCUGCCUCUCAUUUUUUUUUUCUUGACCUUGAAAACAGCAGUUUCCAGGUACAUUUAGUUUCUGUUCUGGACUUCUCGAUUGUGUCACACGAUCUUCCGAUCCUUUCUUAGCAAUGGAAGGACUUCUCGUCCAUCCAGUUCAUUCUUGACGUUGAAAACAGCGGCUUACAAAACUAAAAAUCUGUCUGCUGAGAAAGAUUGUGUGAUAUGAUCGAAAGCUACUAAAUGGACCCUGAGCUGAGAUUGUUUUGUCGCCUGCUGUUUCCAAGGUCAAGAACGAACUCUGUUAAAAAACAAACAAUGAACCCCAUGAUUAGCCCUGACCGACACUGAUAGAAGAGACCUUUCUGGGUCAGAGUAAAUAUAUGUUUUUUUUGUUACUUUACAACUGUCUGACAGUGAGUGGGCAAUGAUGCAGAUGAUCGCCUUCCUCCCGGUGAGUUCGUAGUUUCAACCUCUUUCCCGUAACACAGUUCACGAACCUCUGAGUGACUGAAAUGUCCGGGUUAUGUGAGAUAUCCAUUCACGGUUCUGGAUCAGCGCUAGUAGCUAAUGAGCUAAAACAUGAAAAAACACCAGUAUUGUCCUUAAAUCAUGAUGGGCCCAGUGGAGACAGACACCCUGAUAGAUUAGAUUAUUUAGGUUUUUCUCCAAAGUGCCUUAAUGUUCUGUUGUUGUAUAGAUCGGUCUAUUAACCUGCUAUAUGCAAGCUAAUGGGCCGAUUUCGGUUUCAGCGAAGAAAGAAACUGAAGAAAAUGGAACCACAUUUAAAAUGGUGAGGUGUGUCUUAAGGUUUGUGCUGGUGGGGUGGAGAAAUGAAGUGGUUUUAUUAUGUUUUAGAAGCAAAGAUGUCCACAGUAUUAUAAGUCACAUCACAAAGAGCUCACAUGACUUACGUUGUUUUUCUACAUUUUUAAAAUGUGUUUCAACUACAAGUUGUGAUUUGUUGCAUGUUGUAAAUUAAAGGCUCAUGGCACCA